GUUCCAGGCGGAGUCAGCGUUCAUGGUGUCCAGAGGGAUGGUGCGCGAGGCUCACGGCAGCCUGGAGGUUCUGCAGGUCCGUCUGAAAGAGGUCCGAGACCGCCUGGACCGGGUCUCCAGAGAAGAGGCUCACUACCUGGAGCUCGCCACGCAGGAGCACAGACUGCUGCAGGAGGAGCGCCGUCUCCGCACGGCGUACGAGAACGCAGAGGGGUCGGAGCGGGAAAAGUUCUCCUUGUUCUCUGCGGGCGUUCGGGCGAGUCACGAGAAGGAGAGAACGAGAGCGGAGAGAACCAAGAACUGGUCCAUCAUCGGGUCGGUGCUCGGAGCGCUGAUCGGGGUCAUGGGGUCAACGUACGUCAACAGAGUCCGCCUGCAGGAGCUGAAGAACCUGCUGCUGGAGGCUCAGAAAGGUCCGGAGAGUCUUCAGGAAGCUCUCAAAGUCCAGGCAGGAAAUCACCGCCUGCAGCAGAACGAGUUUCGCUCGCUCAUCGACAGCCUGAGACUCGCUCUGAGCGAGGCUUUCUCUCCGCGGGACGUCGUCCUCCUGCAGGACAACAAACGCACGACAUCAGAUCCUCCCUCCGUGCCUCUCUCCGCCCUGAAGGAGCUCCACAUCAGCAGCAAGAGGACAGAGACACUGCUGGAGAAGCUGCUGCCUCAACUGGGGAACAUGGAGGAAGGGGUGGGGAGGAUGGAGGGGGGGAUGAUGGUGGUGAAGAAGCUCCUGGAGGACAAACACACUGAGACACACACCAAACCACAGACUGAACCACAGACCACACCACAGACCAAACCACAGACCACACCACAGCCGCUGCUAGAAACAAGAAAGGAAACGGAGAGAAAGGACCGAUGGGAGUCUGAGGUGCUGGUGAGGCGUCUGGAGGAGACUCAGAGAACUCUGGGAGAACGGAUCAGGACAAAUAAUGUUUAUAACGCCGUGUUUACGUUCAGCGCCACCGCCAUCACCGUGUCGGCCGUCUACCUGCUGCUCAGAGGGAACGCUUAGAGGCGCUCACAUGCACCGGGACCAGUUAUAUCGGAGGAUUGACUUUGUAUUGGCAUUGAGUGUCAAACAUUGUCACCGCAUAUUGUACAUUGCAUCUUCACACGAAGGACAUACACCUGUUCAUAGUUCUUUCCAGCAAUGACACAUCAUGACACAGAAAACACAGAUGAGAAAUACAUACAGAGAACACAUGAAGAUCAAAUAAAAGAACAGUGAACAAUUAGGGAGUGGACAUGUCUUUACAACCGAGUCCUCUUCUCCCAGUUUGUAGUAAAAGAUCAGAAAGUUCAAUAAGUAUUUCUCAACCAUGUCUGUGGCAAAUUCCCAAAGUAUAAAAUCUUUAGAGCUAUUAUGUCUUUGAAAAUGUCUUCUAAGGCUGUAUGAUAGGAUUUGAUGUCAGAUUGAGUAUGAAAUGUCUCGUAUCACAACAUUUUAGUUUCCAAACCACGCUGUAACGCUGCAUCACUUCACACAGCACAAAACAUUUAAAAGCAACACAUGUGUAGAGCGCUAGAUAAAACGUGAAGUGAAAGUAUUCCAACACAUCCGAAAAAUAAGUAAUCCAGUUAAAGUCAAAACAGCUCCAACAGAUACACUGAGAAAGAUCCUGGGUCAAUAUAUCAACACAUAUCAACUCAAGGAACAAGGAAACAGACAUUUAUUAUUACAUUACAACCACUGUCAGACCCUUUGAGAGAGGUGGGACAUGCACUGGGACUCAUUAUACCAUACCAUGAUACUUUAUUGUCAGAUCAAGUAUGAAAUGUCUCUCGCAUCACAGCAGCUCCAUUUGCAAUAUCAACAAGGACACAUGAACACAAGGAACAAGGAAACAGACAUUUAACAGAUCAUUACAACCACUAAAGACAACAUGUUGAAGACCCUUCAACGUACGUUUGAUCUGAGAUUAAACUCCAAAUUUAAUUUUAGGGUCGACAGGUGCACAGAAUAAAUGAGUACUCGUGUUGUCUCAAUUCAGACACUUCUCUAGCUACUCUGUAUGUCGUAGACUGAACACUUGUCCUCACAGGAAGUGACCAUGGCUGCUAUUAGCUAGCUAGUUAGCAUCGUCAGGGAUCCAAAUCAUUACAGACCUCUUAAUCAACCCAGAAAAUUAUUGGUGGUUUUUUUACGAGUCUAGUGCAGUGUACAUUUGUUAUAUAGUGAAAACACACUAAUACGUUUUAUUUCCACUUCUGUUGCGUAUCAAAUAUUGCGCCCGUUGCGUGUUAGAAGUGUCCAGCGUUCAACAUUUUUGACCGUUAUGAGAGCUUCUUCAGGUACUCAAGAGCACUGACUUUUGCCAAACUUUGGAUUUGAAUGCAUUCAAAACAAAAGAAAGCUAAUUGGGACGAUUGAGUGAUUAGAUUUCUGUAAUGAUCUGAUUACAGGUGUUUCUCUGCUGCUGCUGUUUGCGGCACUUCUCAUUGCCUCUACAUAUUCGAUCUCAAGAUGAAUUGUAAGCUAACAGGACUUUAGUGCUAAUUCAAGCUGUGCUGCAUUCAAUUACAGAGUCUCCUCCUAACGUUAGGAGAAUACAAACCUUCACGUAGCAGCUUUCAACACCAGAACUGCCUUUAGCUAUGCUCACGUGAACUAGAUGAAAGUGAGCAUAAUAUACAAAUAAAACCUGAAGUUACAUCAUUAACUCGCCCUAAAGUAAAUCACGGUGUAUUUCCUCUGCUUAGUUUGGGACCACAGGUAACGUUAUUUCUCCAACGAGACGUUAUCAGACACUUGGACAAACAUCCCGUUAUGACUCGUCUGUCAGCGUAAACAAAUUAAAAAAGUAUUAUUCCAGAGUGAAAACGUAGAAAAAGGUGAUAUAGGAUUUGCCGAUUUUAACCUCCAGUACUUGAAUGUGUUUUCAUGAUGAUGAUGAUGAUCACUGUGCAUUAAUGUGCUUUAUUGUUUCUUUAAUAAAGGACCAAUCA
Notothenia coriiceps (black rockcod) is the source of this 2946-nucleotide messenger RNA. RefSeq names its product coiled-coil domain containing 51 (gene ccdc51). The record is from RefSeq and is a predicted model, not a curated record. The transcript is spliced from 3 exons. Bases 23 to 1012 code for a protein of 329 amino acids. NCBI's taxonomy places the organism in Eukaryota, Metazoa, Chordata, Actinopteri, Perciformes, Nototheniidae.